CGUAACAACAUCUUCCAAACAACAUUUGUUAAAGCAAGCUCUGCAACGAAAUGUCGAACAGCACUGUUCAUCCCUCAACUCCUUGCGACAUAGAUAAGCUCUUCCCAGCGUUGGUUGAAUGUUUUGUCAUCAUACUUCUUGGUUAUGGAAGUGGAAGACUUGGACUUAUUUCUUCUUCUCAAAGCAAAGGCAUUGGAAAUUUUGUUUCUUUAUUUGCUCUKCCAGCUCUCCUGUUYAAAAGCAUGGCCGAACUAAACUUAAAUAUCGUGAAUUGGAAUUUUCUUUUGGCCAUUUUGAUUUCCAAGGGGCUGGUUUUUGGUAUUGUCGUUCUUCUGACUAUUAUUCUUGGGAGGCCUCAGAAAUAUGGUCGAGCUGGUAUUUAUGGUAUAUUUUGUACACAAUCUAAUGACUUUGCCUUGGGUUUACCUUUAAUUCAGGCUUUGUAUGGCAGAUCUAUGCCUGAGUUGAUCAACUACAUCUACCUUCUUGCACCUAUAUCACUGGUCAUUCUUAACCCAAUAGGGUUUAUACUCAUGGAAUUCAGUAAACACCAUGGUACUGGGCACCAUGUAGAAAAACGYCAUGUGGCUAUGGCAACAAUCAAAGGAGUCAUCACUAAUCCUAUCGUCUUCAUGACAUUUAUUGGAAUUAUUGCAAACUUUGCUCUCAAGCAGAAAAUCCCUGAAAUAUUAAAUGGGUUUCUCUCAGUUCUUGGGUCUGCAUUCUUUGCAAGUUCUUUGUUAUUCCUUGGAUUGAAAAUGGUUGGAAAUAUGAAGAAACAGAUGGGAUAUGGACUGGUAGUUCCUUUUCUUCUCAUAUUCUCAAAAUUGAUGCUACUUCCGCUAUGUGCACGUGAARUUGUCCAACUCCUAGAUGUUGGAGGAAGMAACCAAACUUUGACWGAUACCUGGAGUAUGUUUGCUUUUCUUUAUGGCACAAUUCCAACUGCUCCAACUGUCGUCAUUUUUGCUUCAAAGUUUUCUGUUGAAGAAGACAAGAUUGCCACAAGCAUGGUGCUUGGAACGUUCCUAUCUGCACCAAUAUUGUACACCUCMGCAAAAAUGAUUUCAACAAAAUACACACCACAACUUCACACUCAUUAUCACAGUACAAUCAAAGAAACCAUCCAAGAUUCCUGUGUGGUUAGCAUUACUUGUGGGCUUUGGGUGAUCGCAAUGUUUGUUCUUGGAAGACGCUUCAAGAUAUUUCCUCAAAGAUUUACAUUUUGUCUUGUUCUCUCACAGGUGGCSUUUGCUAUAACAUCACUUCUGUGUGAUGUGCACCCAUCAACUGCUUGGCAUUGGGUAUCAUUUCUUUUUGUAAGUGUGACAGAACUUCUCUGUCAUUGCUGGACAGCAAUGGUGCCAUUUGCACUUUACCUUGUCAGGUGYGAUGGUAAAAUGAAGUUUUGGMAACCUUGGAUUUACUCUUAUGGAUUUGGGAUCCCUUUUAUACUUACGGGCAUCAAGAUGUGUAUUGUGGACCUUAACCAGCCYGAGUCAGACACCCAGGCCUUCAUAUCAUAUGCACAGAAUCAGAUGCCUUGUCUCAUAAUUCAGGUUAUUUGUCUUGGCUUGAAUCUCAUUAUCAUCAUCAUUUCCCUGGUGAAACUUCAACRUUGUGACAGAUAUUGUAAAUGUCCAUCAAAAUUAAGAUGUCAAACAUCAUCUCUUAAACUGUCAGCAGAAAACAAUGAAGACAACAAAGCAAGAUGUAACAGUUGUAAAGAAAGGCARAGAAAAGGGUCUUCRUCCUCAUCUGUGGAUAUCAACAGAUGCUGCUCAGCUGAUGUUCAGCCUCCAACAAGACCUGUAGAUAUUGAAAGUCUUGAUGAAAGCACAUGCCUAAUCAGUGGAGAUGCUGUAAGAUAUGUUGACUGUCAGUCUAAUGAUAUUGAGAAGAUUGAAAAUGAASUAAGCCUUGAAGAGUACUAUGAUGGGGACAAACAUCAGCUUGCACAACAYGUGAUCAUGGUGCUUUGUCUUGCCUUUUCAAUUUGUUUGGCUCUGUUCAUGUCGUUAUGGUACUUAUCAGGUGAAUCAAGGAAGAGUGGUUUGUUUAUAGGAAUGAGAGUCCUGGACACCAUUUUCUUAUUUGGACAGGGAUUCAUCUCGUUUGCUUGUUUUGGAAUGGACAAACAGCUUAUUAUCAUCCCAUUUCUAAAAAGAUUUCGUCGCUUGAUUUAUGGAGCUGAUAACGUUGUUCUACCCAAUAAAAGUGACUUAACUCCCGAAGAGACUCAAAUAUGUGAACAGUUCAUAAAACAUCACAAAGCUAAAUGCAAAAAGGCUUUUAAGGGAAAGAAAAGCUAUGGCCUUCGUACGUACACCAAUGUAUUCAGUGGCGAGGAGUUAGUCACGUGGCUUACGGAUCUUGGAUUAGCUGAUGACCGUGUUUCUGCUACGAAUUAUGGGAACACCUUACUUCGAGGUCGCGUUAUCGAGCACGUGACCAAAAAGCAUUCUUUCUACGACUUGCCGUAUUUUUAUCGAUUUUGUUAGAUUUAGGCAGUUUGUAGAUGAUUUUGCUACCAAAAGUAUUGAUCAAUUCCAAUGUAAAUGCUGUAUAAUGUAUCAGGAUGGAUAGCUUACUUUAUCGUUUAUACAGAUCAAAUAGAAUAUUUUCAUAAUUCUUUAAUAUUUAAUUUAUAAUAAAAAGAGAAAAGGGGGAGGGAAGAAUUAUUUAAAGUUGGAGUGYAAGCACUAAAAUCGUGAUAGAAAAAUAUUACAAAAUAUUGUCCAAUAAACAUUAUUAGUAUUCGUUUCACGGAAUAAGUGUGUCUGCUCUUAAAUGUCAAUUCAUUGAUAAAGUAAAAUAUUUUUUUAUUAUUUUGUCUUGAAGUAAUAGCAACAUUCCAAUUCUUGAAAACACUUUGAGUUGGUUUGAUAAMCCCGGUAAUUUAAGAGAGUCACAAACCCGUGAAAUAAAUUGAUGCAUUGAGUGUGAUAGUGUCAUAAAAGAAAACAAUGCAAUAUGUGUGUCAUAUAUGUUUGACGGCUUUAAAAUUACUUCACUCUAUUCAAGCUGUAAUAAAGUGUGGGAAAGACAAAUGAAAAAUUUGCAUAAUAGAAAGUAGUACACCUAAUUGAAUUACCACCUAAUUAAAUUAACGUCCGCGGGUUGCAAAAAGGUGAUGUCAUCGAAGUUAAAACCAAAGGGGAUUUUAAGCCAAGGGCGCUAGAACUGAAAUUAUGACCUGUAAGUAAGGACGAGAAGUUGCUUAAUUUAUCCAACUUAAGAUAGUCGAUAAUAAAUAAAGUUUUAC
This is a messenger RNA of Exaiptasia diaphana, 3265 nucleotides long. Its product is annotated as integral membrane protein GPR155. NCBI's taxonomy places the organism in Eukaryota, Metazoa, Cnidaria, Anthozoa, Actiniaria, Aiptasiidae. Gene Ontology annotation, cellular component: membrane. Gene Ontology annotation, biological process: transmembrane transport; intracellular signal transduction. The record is from RefSeq and is a predicted model, not a curated record. The coding region runs from base 51 to 2501 and encodes 816 amino acids. The transcript has 13 exons.